AUGCAAAUGAGAAGGUGUUUUCUACAUCCUCAAUAAGAAAUGAAAUUUAUUGUACUAAAUCAUCAAUGUUAACAUUUCACUCGUUUAGUUUGCUCUUAAUGUUUAGAUGAAUUUUAAUUAGAUUAUUAAAGACAUGGAAUUCAAGAAUUAUCUAAGGUAUUUAUAAAAUAUUUUAAUUAGAUUGAAUAAUAAUUGUGUAAAAUAUUCUUUCCUUUAAUCAAAGAUGAAAAUGUAAAAUAAAUGAUAUUUGAUUUCUAUCAAACUGAAUUCUUCACUAUUUCAGAUUAAUAUCAAAAAUUGAGAGAAAUCUGUAAGAAUACUAUAGAUCUAAUAUAGAAUUUGGUUAAUAAAUUAGAUGUAUUGAUUUAAUAAGUCAAACUCAAAUAAAUAGUAUUUGUUUAACAAGUAUAAAUAUUUUAUAUUUAUAUAUAUAGACCUUUCAAUUUCAUAAAAUAAAAGAUCUCUUUACUGAUUUAAAUUAAGUUAAAUCAAAAGAUAUUUAAUCUAUAAUGUAAUAAAAAGUGACUGAUUAUUUCAGAUACAUUAGAAAAUUAACACCAGAAUAAGUUCAUAUAUAGAUUCAAUAAUAAAAAUAAGAAAAUUCAUCAGAUAUAGAAUCCCUUUAAGUAGAUGAUAUGAUUACAUCUUAUUAAGCAAUUAUUACAGCAAUGAGAGAUUUAGAAUUAAGAAAGGUUUCUAAAAUACCAAAACCUAUUCAUCAAUNUAAAUGAAAUAUGUUAUUGAUGGUCCAAAUUAAAGAACACUUAUUCAAUCAAAUGAAUAAAAUCCAACUGCUUAUUUCAGUGAAAUUGGAAAGUAUAUCCAAUAACUCAAAGAUUCCAAGAAAGGUUUAUUGUUUGUUGCUGACACUUUCAUUUAUGGAGCCUUUGGUGAAAAUAAUUUCAAUGUAGAAGAGUUGAGUAAAUAAAUAGAGGAAGAAGGAUAAUAAUUGAAAAUGAAUAAGUAGAAUAAGAUUAGUGUUAAAGAUGGAAAGGUAUAAUAAAUAAAAUUAUAAAUUAAUAGAAAACUAUCUAAGUUAAUGAUGUGUUAACAUUCUCUAUCUUAGGUAAAUUCAAUAAGAAUAAAGCAACAAAGUAUCUUAAAGAGCAAGGUUUUGCUUAAUUUUGAG
This is a messenger RNA of Paramecium pentaurelia, 1129 nucleotides long. The record is from the annotation of a GenBank genome assembly. Lineage: Eukaryota; Ciliophora; Oligohymenophorea; Peniculida; Parameciidae.